Molecule: messenger RNA, 2946 nt
Organism: Aspergillus tanneri
Lineage: Eukaryota; Fungi; Ascomycota; Eurotiomycetes; Eurotiales; Aspergillaceae
Product: ssDNA endodeoxyribonuclease RAD1
Exons: 8
Coding region: 1-2946 (981 amino acids)
Biological process (GO): double-strand break repair via homologous recombination; nucleotide-excision repair involved in interstrand cross-link repair; resolution of meiotic recombination intermediates
Cellular component (GO): nucleotide-excision repair factor 1 complex
Molecular function (GO): single-stranded DNA endonuclease activity; single-stranded DNA binding; damaged DNA binding
Source: RefSeq, a predicted model, not a curated record
AUGCCACCGGAACGUUCAAAUGUCCCGGUGAAGCUGUCCUUGCCCUUGCAAUACCAGCAGGACAUCUUCACCGAACUGCGGAAGGAGGAUGAGCUGGUCAUUCUUGCCCGUGGCCUCGGGCUGUUGCGUCUCGUAACGAACCUACUCCACUUCUACGAUGCUGCUGGGAACAAUCUAGUGCUGGUAGUUGGCGCUGGUGAUAGGGAAAAUGAGUGGAUCGGGGAGGCUCUGGCGGAACACUAUGCGAUUAGCAAGACCCCUCUUGCUAGGGGUCUAAAAGUGAUCAACACUGAAAGAGCCUCCGUUUCCAUGCGAGAAAAAAUCUAUGCGGGGGGCGGUAUUCUGAGUGUGACAUCCAGAAUACUGGUUGUAGAUCUCUUAUCCAAGCUUCUCGACCCAGAAAAGAUCACCGGGAUGGUUGUACUUCAUGCCGACAAGGUCGUGGCAACUUCGACGGAGGCCUUCAUCGUCAGGAUUUUUCGGCAACUCAACAAGCAGGGCUUUCUCAGGGCCUUUUCGGACUCUCCAGAGCCUUUCACGACGGGAUUCGCGCCGCUAGCUAAUUCUAUGCGCAAUCUUUUCCUUCGAAAGGCUUCUCUAUGGCCGCGUUUCCAUGUCACAGUCGCAGAGUCCCUCGAGGGACACAGGAAAGCCGAAGUAAUUGAGCUGGAAGUUCCCAUGAGCGAUAAGAUGCGCGAAAUCCAAAAUGCCGUUCUUGAAUGUGUAGAAAUCUGUAUUGGGGAAUUGAAAAAGGCAAACACUGGACUUGACAUGGAAGAUUGGACGCUAGACAGUGCCCUGCACAAGAGCUUUGACAUUGCGAUUAGGCGUCAACUCGACCCUAUAUGGCAUCGCGUGAGCUUUCGGACUAGACAAAUUGUCAGUGAUUUGUCUGACCUUCGGGCAAUUCUCCAUGCUUUGCUUACAUACGAUGCUGUCUCAUUCAUGAAGUAUCUCGAUACCAUCAUAACAGCACAUUCACCACCACCUGGGUCAUCAAAACACAGCUAUUCGCCGUGGCUUUUUCUCGAUGCAGCUCAUGUUCUGUUCCAGACUGCAAAGUCUAGAGUUUACCAAGGGAAAAUAAGCAACGACGUUGGCUUGUCGUCAACUUCGUUUCUUACCACACUGCAGCCUGUCCUGGAAGAGCAACCAAAAUGGGAAGUUAUGGCGGAAGUCCUAGAAGAGAUAGAAAACGAUGCAUACAUCAACCCGGUGAAUGUGGACGAAUCGGAGAGCACUGUACUGAUAAUGUGUUCCGAUCAACGAACCUGCCGACAGCUUCGAGAGUACUUGGGUACGAUGCAUGCGAAUGUGGAAACGACAAACUUGGGGGAUGAGCAUACUACCGACGACGCUGGAGGAAAGAAAGGCUCUGCAAGUGUAAUGAUGCGCAGAAGACUACGAGAGUACCUUGACUGGAAGAGUUCCUUAUUGAACGUUAACAAGAAUUUAUCUUCACGACUAGCUAAUGAUGACUCACAAGCUGGCAAAUCUCAAAAUUCGUCUGGAUCUUCAAACCAGCAUCAAGGAAGAGUCCCUCCAAAUAAACGGCGUCGUGUACGGGGUGGAGGGAAAGCCUCAUCGGCUGCAGUGCGUGCACCGAAUACCAGCGUACAAACCGACGUUGAACCGCCGAUUCAAGUGUCAGUCCUACUAGACGAACUCCAGCCUACGGAGGUUGAGGAGACUCAGAAGGAGGAAGUCAUCAUUGAUGACCUCGAGGACAUGGAAGAUUUCUAUGAACUGUACGAUAUGAAUGACCUCACUGUGAUACAUCCUUACGACGGCGACAUGGAUGAACAUGUGCUGGAGGAAAUUCGACCUCGGUACAUCAUUAUGUACGAGCCCGACUCGGCCUUUAUCCGACGAGUAGAGGUUUACCGCAGCUCUCAUGUGGGGAGGAAUGUGCGAGUAUACUUUAUGUACUACGGAGGGUCGGUUGAGGAACAGCGAUAUCUGAGUGCGGUCAGACGUGAGAAGGACUCGUUCGCGAAGCUGAUCAAGGAGAAAAGCAGCAUGGCAGUCACCAUCACUCAUGAUAGGAACCUUGACGACCCCCAAGAGCAAUUCCUUCGAACCGUCAACACUCGUAUUGCUGGAGGGGGACGGCUUGCUGCAACAGCAUCUCCAUCACGAGUCGUAGUUGAUGUGCGAGAGUUCAGAAGUGCCCUCCCAUCUUUGCUACAUGGCAACAACAUGAUUAUCGUUCCGUGUCAGUUGACAGUAGGUGACUAUAUCCUGACCCCAGACAUAUGCGUUGAACGCAAAUCUAUUCGCGACUUAAUUACGUCCCUCCGAAACGGCCGUCUCUACAACCAAGCAGAGACAAUGCUUCAACACUACAAAAACCCCCUACUCCUUAUCGAAUUCGAUCAGAACAAAUCAUUCACAUUCGAUGCAUUCGCAUCCGCAACUACCCCUGGUACUUCCUUCUUAUCUGACUUUGGCUUUUCCUCCUCCGGCACUGCAACCACCUCUUUGGCUACGAGUAGCUCCUUAGUGAAUCCAUCCAGUCCGAAAUCCGCACAGCAUCUCCUUGUUCUCCUCACCAUUGCAUUCCCUCGCUUGAAAGUCAUCUGGUCGUCGUCCCCCUAUCAGACCGCUGAGAUCUUCACCGAACUCAAAAAGAACAAUCCCGAGCCCGAUCCAAUUAGGGCCGUACAAAUCGGAUUGGAUAUGGACAUAGGAGCAGCAUCUUCUGGUUCGGGCGAUAUCAUGGCUGCAGCCGGUAUAGAGCAUCGUACUUUCAAUCUUCUCCCUCAGGAUAUGCUCCGUGCCGUUCCGGGCGUAUCACCACAGGUCCUGGAGCGGCUCCUUCUCGAAACAGGGAAUAUCACGGAGAUUGCGAAUAUGGAUGUUGAACAGCUGGACCCACUCGUGGGGAUAGAGACGGCACGGAAAAUUGUUGGGUUCUUUCGAAAGAGUGUAUUUGAUGAGAAAUAG